AUGGCAAGGGGCCAAGACGUGCGCAGCCAGAGGACCGGAGAUGGAAAUUGUGUGGUAGCGUGGGAGUUAAACGCGGGUGAUUUGCAGACGGUGUGGUUUCCAGUCGCGCCCAGAUGGAGGGACAAGUUCGUUCGGCAGUCUUACGCCGUCGAAAAGAUAAUGCACGGAAGGCGCAAGGUCAAUGCCCACCGGGGCAGGGGGCUGUCACUAGCGGGACUGCGUCUCUCGAAUCGCGGAGCCGAUGGCGCAGCGCAAGGUGAGGUGCAACGCAGAGGUGACACAGGUGGUGCUAGUGGUGGGUGA
Messenger RNA from Plenodomus lingam JN3, 303 nucleotides. The record is from RefSeq and is a predicted model, not a curated record. Lineage: Eukaryota; Fungi; Ascomycota; Dothideomycetes; Pleosporales; Leptosphaeriaceae.